Molecule: messenger RNA, 384 nt
Organism: Puccinia graminis f. sp. tritici CRL 75-36-700-3
Lineage: Eukaryota; Fungi; Basidiomycota; Pucciniomycetes; Pucciniales; Pucciniaceae
Exons: 5
Coding region: 1-384 (127 amino acids)
Source: RefSeq, a predicted model, not a curated record
AUGUCCUUCAUGAAUUGGCUCCAGAGGACAUACAUCAGCUUGGCCGUCUUAACUCUCAUCAUUUCCCUCCACUCGGAUCAGGUCAUUGCAGACAGUAGUCUCGUUCCAGUUAAUCAACAAUCAUGCACCUCACAUUUCGACCGUGACCACACUUGGCCAAACAAAGUGUGGUGCUGGUCCGGCGAGCACAGGCACGAUUUUACAUUUUUAAAUUGCCAUCACAAAGGUUUACCAGUUAAAAAAUUAGUCUAUCCAGAGCACUACCACCGUUACCCUAAUCUUGUUUCUGCCCUGGACCGCGCAUCUCAAACUUGGUAUGACUGCGAUUACAGUGCCGCCUACUUCAACAACGCCUAUAUCGUGUGCAACCAAUGUGACUUUUAG